Staurois parvus is the source of this 1422-nucleotide messenger RNA. The record is from the annotation of a GenBank genome assembly. Lineage: Eukaryota; Metazoa; Chordata; Amphibia; Anura; Ranidae.
GCCUCACAGAAAGAAGAAGCCCUUCAUAGAGAAGAAGAAAGCAGUAACUUUUCAUCUGGUCCACAGAAGUCAGAGGGAUCCGCUAGCUGCUGAUGAAACCGCUCCUCAGAGAGUUUUGCUACCUGCUGACAAGGUAGAUACAGAGAAAAGGAGAGAGGAACAAAGGAAAUAUGGUGUUUUUUCUUUGAUGAUGACUACAAUUACUUACAGCACCUUAAAGAAGUAGGCCCUGCUGAACUUGUUUCUUCUCAUACUGGACGACCACAAAGUAGGAUUAUUGUGACUGAUGAUGGAAAGGUAGAAGAUGAAGUGGAACAAAUCCAACCUCCAACUAUACAUUUACCUUCUUCAGUGUUUGCAUCCGAGUUUGAGGAGGAUGUAGGAUUGUUGAACAAAGCGGCACCUGUUCGAGGUCUUUGUCUGGACUUGGAUCCUGAUGUUGUGGCAGCACUAGAUGAUGAUUUUGACUUCAGUGACCCUGAAAACCAGUUGGACGAUGACUUUGUAAUAAAGGCCAAUGAUCCUGUCAGUGAAAAUCACAGAAAUGGGGAUGAUGACGAAUGGGAAGAUGUUGAUGAUGAGGAAGAGGAUGGUGAUGCGAGCGAAGAAGAUGAGUUUGACUCAGAUGGCCCUCUGUCUGAUGACGAGAGCAGAGGUGAAGAUGGCCCAAUGAAAGAGUUCCUGUUCAUGCAGGAAGAGACGAAGAGUCGCUUCUCACAGUAUUCCAUGUCUUCAUCAGUUAUGAGGAGAAAUGACCAGCUUACUCUUCUGGAUGAGCGCUUUGAAAAGUUUUAUGAGCAGUUUGACGAGGAUGAGAUUGGCGCCUUGGAUAAUGCAGAAUUAGAAGGAUUUAUUCAGACAGAUAGUGCUAGACUUCAAGAUGUUGUAGAGGACUACUUCAAGCAGAAGGCAAAAGAGUGUGUAAAGUUAAAGGAUUUGAAACCCAGAGAAAGUUUGGACUUGAUUGAAGAAGAAGAUGAAGAAGUGGAAGAAGAAAUGCAAAUUAUAGUUAUUGAAGAGCCUGCUGAAAAGUGGGACUGUGAAUCAAUACUCAGUACAUAUUCAAAUUUAUAUAAUCACCCGCAGUUAAUUAAGGACCCACCAAAGACCAAGCCAAUAAAGGUAUCUGCCAAAACUGGCAUUCCGCUGGGUGUUCUUCCUGGAAGGGGGCCUACAGCCAAACAAGUAGAGCGCAUGGAAAGGAUUAAUGAUGGAGAUUUGCCCAGAGUUUCUACGCAGCAGCGUUCCAAACUUGAAUCCACCGAAGAGAGAAAAGCCAGGAAACAAGUUAUAAAAGAAGAAAGAAAGGAACGAAGAAUGGAGAAGAAAGCCAAUAAACUUGCUUUUAAAGUAGAAAAGAGCAGACAGGAGAAGGAACAACUGAAUUUGAGACAUAAUCUUCAAGGACUUAAGCUGUCUUAA